Molecule: messenger RNA, 594 nt
Organism: Lolium rigidum
Lineage: Eukaryota; Viridiplantae; Streptophyta; Magnoliopsida; Poales; Poaceae
Product: major pollen allergen Ole e 10-like
Exons: 3
Coding region: 78-425 (115 amino acids)
Source: RefSeq, a predicted model, not a curated record
AAAUCCGUGAACACCUGCUGCUCAUUCGCCCAAUCCUCCUGCGUAUUUUCUCUACCUCUCGAACGUAAAAGAGCAGAAUGGGACUCACUCGGCUCCUCCUACUGCUCCUCGUCGGGGCCGCGCUGGCACUUACUUUGUUCUCUGAUUCAGGCACCUGCGACGAGACGAGCUGGUGCGUGGCGAAAACGGAUGCAGGAGACGCGCGCCUUCAGGCAGCGCUGGACUAUGCUUGCGGCAACGGCGCGGACUGCACAGCUAUCCAGAAGGGCGGGCGGUGUUUCUAUCCCAACACCAAGGUCGCGCACGCCUCCUAUGCAAUGAACGACUACUACCAGAAAAACGGCAUGACCGAUGAAUCGUGUGAUUUCGGCGGCUGCGGCUCCGUCGUCAACCAGCAACCCUCCUUUGGCAACUGCGUGCUCUGAUGGAUGGACCACUCAAACACGAGGUCGAACAGCCGCCGGGCUGCUCCGUCAAGAAUAAAAAGCUAAAUUGCCUACAUGCUCUCAAGAAGCCCUAUAGUUGCAAUAUGCAUUCCUUGUACUUUCGAGUCUGGUGCAUCCUUGAUUAAUUGAAUAGUUACGAUGCAUCAUC